AUGCCCAUUGUCCAAACAACUAAUCAGAUCAAGCACACUCCACCGCUCUCUUCGCACACACCACCAGGACUACUACCUGAUCCCCCACCGCAUCUCUUGCAAUCAGCUCUCAUCCACUCAGCCAACCCGCCCCACCCAGUCACCAUUCCUCACAAAUCAAUCCUGCAACCUGUCUGUAACUCCAUCAACCCAAACAACCAGCCCUAUUCAUGCGUUGACAGAUCUUUGCUAGGUUACCCCCUUAUCAUGUGGAAUGUAGACCCAUCGACAAACAAACAACAGAACAACUCGGGCAGUCCAUCUGCCGUCACCACUGCCUUUCAAUCCUUACCGAAAUCUAUGCUCCCAGGCGCCCAAUCAGUAAACCCAGAAACCUCAUCGACACCUUCCCAUCAAUCUAAACCUAACUCUCGAUCCGCUCACCCCCCUUCAUCUCAUCCCCCUAGCAUCCAUCACCCUACCAUUAUCCGUAGCCUGACCAGGCGUUUCUCACCUCCGUUCAAGCCCUUCGGAUCUAAAGAGCCAGACACGGAUGAAGAUUCUAUUGUCCCAUUAGACUCACCAAUCAACAUCCCUUCUUCCAUGCUCUCUUCCGAUCUAUCCUCAAAUAGAUUCCGGAACCAUCCCAACGCUGAAGUGAUUGUCCUCUCAGCAACCCAACCUGCCUCACGUGCAAUGAAGGCCAGUGGCUCCAAGCCCAAGCAUUGCGAAUCCAAAUUUACCACCCCGGGCGCUAACCAACCCGAUAGUCCGGGAGAUGAAGUCCUCCGCUCGUUCGUCUACGAUUCUGACAUGGAGAUGCAAGAUGCUCCGAGCCUCAAACGGCCCCGACGCAAGGGCGACAAAUCCAAUCGGCAGAAGAACCCCAAGCCUUGCUCAGCCAGCCAAUCCUCUAUCUCCGACCCAACCAUCUCUUCAAACAUACCUCAAGCAGUCACUUUUGCCCAAUCCCCCAAACCAUCCCGGAGCAACACUCGAUCAACUCAACCUUCCGCAUCCACUUCACGUAACCUUCUCAAGCAGCCAUCAGAUGACGACGAAGAUGUGGAGAUGGCAGUUGCUCCCAAGUCAAAGCUACUCACCAACGGCAAUGGGCGGGCGGCCACCGCAAGGCGAGCACUACUGAACACCGGUGCCAGCGGCCUAGUGUGGUCCGGUGGCGAGCAACCAUCCGAGCCCAUCCCGAGCUCUUCGACGGCAAUUAUCGCAUCUCCCCGAUUGCCUCCCGCGCGUCGCCCCUCUCCCAGCGACCCAGCUUCUCCGACUAACUUGUGUGGAUCCAGUAGUUCAACUCACGGUGAACCCGAGGAUGAACAACCCGGUGUACCUUCCCACGAGAGUCCGCCUGACAUUAAGCCAGUGAAAAAGUCUAAAACCAAGUCAGAUCCCAACUCAUCCCGUGUUAAGCGUCCCAAACCUCCUUCACCCAUCGAUCCCCCAACUGCACCCGAUACCCCAGCAGCACCAGCCGAUGGAAGCUGUAAGGUUGAAGUCAAGCGACGUAUAGCAGCCCUUUUGCCAGCCACUGAACCCGACGAAUACGGCCAAUACGAAUCCUCAACCUGUCAUCAAUGUCGUGUCAAGACCACCCGCCCAAAGAUGAUCUGUGACCAAUCACAAGACCCCAACUGCGUUGUCCGAGUUUGCCACACCUGUCUCAUGGUCCGGACGGUAUACGCCGAUAUGCCCGAACUUCGACCUCCAAUAUUUCAGUUCGUACCGGGUGGGACGAUGUUGUGUGUGAAAUGUCGAGAUAUCUGUCCUUGUGCUUCCUGUCGAAGACGUCGAGGUGAAAAGGAGCAAUGUCGCAGGGGUCUAGGUAGUGCUCUGAAAGGUUUCUACGGCUUGACGCCCGAGGAACGAGAACAGGCGCUAUUGAGGAAGAAAGAGAAGCAAGAAGCAGCCCGGCAGAAGAAGGAAGCCCGUCCGCCGAGCGAGAAGAAAGCACCCUCAACCGCAUUCCGCAGGGAAGUUGCUUCGAUUCGUGGUGCCUAUGAUGACGACGAACAUGGACGCCUUGAACAUUGGGCUCCCCUUCCUGUUUUCCCUCCGUUACCCAAGCGACGGAAGAAGAAAAGAAAACGACUGGAACUCAUCGAAGGCGCUCGACUAGACUCACAGGCAAGCGAUACCGACAGUGAUAGCAGUUGUAGCGAUAGUGACAGCAAUGAUGAGACGGACAGCGACGCGCAGUCGCUCUCCUCGGUAUCCUCCUUCCGCUCUGGCGCCCGAGCGCGUCUCGUCUUGGGUCCCGAAUCAUUCCAGUUACCCCUCUCUUCGAACACACGGAACACACUCCCUCUACUGACCAAAAGCUGGCGGACGAAUCUCUCCCGCUCGCUCAAGGCCGAGCACUCCAGUUUUCGCAAGCCCCGCGGCCACAAGGCCCCAGUCGUGUGGAUCAAGAACGGCGCGAUGGUCCAGGCCCGCAAGCCGCCGACGACCGAGUUCAUGCAACGCCUUGCCCAGGAGCAGAAGGGCCGCUCCGGCUCUGACCCCAACCUCCCAGCUGACCAGCCUUCGAUAUCUCAUCCCAAUCCCGUGCCCUCUUCCAUCAAUCAAACCAACCCAUUAUACGGAUCGAUCGACGCCAGCCAACUCGACGAUCUGGAUAAGAUGGAUAUCUCUCGACCAAACUAUCCAGAUCCAACGAGUCCAAAUGGUUUCCAGUCCUCAUCGAAACUAAACGGCAACUCAGCUGGAUGCACAUGUACCAUGGAGCACCUGCAGUCUUCAAUAGAAGCACUGGAUAAUCCCUUAGUCCCCCACACUGAAAAAUGCCCGCUAUUUGGAUCUGACCGAUACCCACAACCGAUGCCGAUGAGUGAUCACCUGGGAAUGUGUUCAGGGAACCUGAAUCCGACUCCGCCGCCGAUCAUGGAAGGAGGGGCAGUGCAUGGGGAAUUCGGCGGCGAGAUGGACAUGGAACGGUUCCGAGCGCUGCGGACGACGACCGGCGAUGGAUUUGAACCGGGCUCGUCCCCGAUCGACCAUCAGACCUAUCUGGCAAGCCUAACGGAUGAGCAGCUGAGUGCGGUGCUGAAGGAGGGCCACAACGAGAUGAUCAAGCAAGGCCUGCUCCCGUCCUCGCUCAACCCGAACGGGAUGAUCCCGAGCAAGUUCACGAGCCAGUUCAGCACGGGGAUCUCGCCCGAACUCAUCUCGGCCGCGCUGCCCUUACGGGCGGAACACGAGCAGGGCUCGAGUGGCACGGAGGAGGACAUGGCGGGCGAGCAGGGCGCGACGACGAGCAGUGGCGCGCCGGGUGCGACGGCAACGAGUGGUGGCCCGGGCCUCAAGGAAUUGACCGAGGAGGACCAGGAGGCCGGGCUCAUCGAGGCGGCUAAUUGGGCCGCCGUGUGGGGCGCCACUGACGGCGCGGGCGGCUUCCUGGUCACCAAGCCCAAGACGCAUCCCGACGAGGACCCGGAAACGACGAUGGAGCAGCAGCAGCGGCAGGACGACUUCCCUGCCAACCCGCCUCUCAACCUUCAUCACCCCGCGACCACUAAUCUCCCAUUCCAGGACUCCUCCGUUUUCGAUAAUUGGGUCCAUCAUGCCGCGGGCACCGAUAAGGAACUCUUCCUCAGAGCUAUGAAGUCUCGCGUCGGCGACGAAUGGCUUACCGACGUCAUGCCCCUCGACUCUUGUUGA
Messenger RNA from Puccinia triticina, 3654 nucleotides. RefSeq lists its product as uncharacterized. Gene Ontology annotation, biological process: regulation of DNA-templated transcription. The coding region runs from base 1 to 3654 and encodes 1217 amino acids. NCBI's taxonomy places the organism in Eukaryota, Fungi, Basidiomycota, Pucciniomycetes, Pucciniales, Pucciniaceae. Gene Ontology annotation, cellular component: nucleus. The transcript has 6 exons. The record is from RefSeq and is a predicted model, not a curated record.